Erigeron canadensis is the source of this 1656-nucleotide messenger RNA. RefSeq names its product WD-40 repeat-containing protein MSI4-like. The transcript has 15 exons. NCBI's taxonomy places the organism in Eukaryota, Viridiplantae, Streptophyta, Magnoliopsida, Asterales, Asteraceae. Gene Ontology annotation, biological process: regulation of gene expression. Bases 88 to 1467 code for a protein of 459 amino acids. Gene Ontology annotation, molecular function: histone binding. The record is from RefSeq and is a predicted model, not a curated record. Gene Ontology annotation, cellular component: nucleus.
UGCACCAAGACCCACUCAUACAUAACGGUGCAAGUGGAGUUUGGAGUGAGUGACAGAAAACACACACACAAAGAAAUAAAGAGAAAGAUGAAGGAUCGAAGCGGGAAAGGAGGAGCAGGUGGUCAGCCGUCGGUGAACGAGCGGUACACACAGUGGAAGUCUCUGGUCCCCAUUCUCUACGACUGGCUCGCUAACCACAACCUCCUUUGGCCCUCUCUUUCUUGCCGAUGGGGGCCUUUACUAGAGCAAGCUACUUACAAGAAUCGCCAACGACUCUAUCUUUCCGAACAGACUGAUGGGAGUGUUCCAAACACACUCGUAAUUGCAAAUUGUGAAAUUGUUAAACCAAGAGUUGCAGCUGCUGAACACAUUGCACAGUUCAAUGAAGAAGCACGAUCUCCAUUUGUGAAGAAGUUUAAAACCAUUAUCCAUCCUGGGGAGGUAAACCGCAUCCGGGAGCUUCCUCAGAAUAGCAAGAUAGUAGCCACACACACAGACAGUCCUGAUGUACUUAUCUGGGACGUUGAAGCUCAGCCCAAUCGCCAUGCUGUACUGGGAGCCACUGAGUCUCAUCCUGAUCUGAUCCUGACUGGUCACCAAGAAAAUGCAGAAUUUGCUCUAGCUAUGUGCCAAAGCGAGCCAUUUGUACUAUCUGGAGGCAAGGACAAGUCAGUUGUCUUGUGGAGUAUUCAGGAUCAUAUAUCGACUUUGGCAACAGAUUCUGGGGCAGGAUCUAAUGGUGGUAAAAGCCCAAAGUCAGGUGAUGAUAAACCUACCGAGAGUCCUAAAAUUCAAGCAAGAGGUGUCUUCCAAGGGCACCAGGACACUGUUGAGGAUGUGCAGUUCUGUCCUUCUAGUGCACAAGAAUUCUGUAGCGUUGGUGAUGAUUCGUGUCUUAUCCUAUGGGAUGCGAGAACCGGGUUUUCUCCAGUUGUCAAGGUUGAGAAAGCUCAUGACGCUGAUCUCCAUUGUGUUGAUUGGAACCCCAUUGAUGAAAAUUUUAUUUUGACAGGGUCGGCUGAUAAUACUGUUCGCUUGUUUGAUCGCCGAAGUCUCACUUCUAAUGGGGUUGGAUCACCUGUACAUGUAUUUACGAACCACAGCGCCGCUGUUCUUUGUGUGCAGUGGUCUCCUGACAAAUCGUCUAUCUUUGGAAGUUCGGCCGAGGAUGGUGUCUUGAACAUUUGGGAUCACAAUAAGAUUGGCGAACGUUCCGGUCCCGCCUCAAAAUUUGCUCCAGGGUUGUUGUUCCGUCAUUCUGGGCACAGAGAUAAGGUGGUUGAUUUUCACUGGAACUCACAUGAUCCAUGGACCAUUGUUAGUGUGUCUGACGAUGGUGAAAGCACUGGUGGGGGUGGAACACUACAGAUAUGGAGGAUGAUUGAUUUGAUUCAUAGGCCACAAGAUGAGGUCAUCAACGAGCUGGAAAACUUCAAAUCACACAUCCUGACUUGUUCAACCCCGUAGGAUAGAGCUGUUGAACUUCAUAAGCUUUGGCUUCGUUGAGUCGUUGGUGUUGCUGUAUUUUAAGUUUCUUUUUAGGGCAGGAUUUAAAACUUGUUAAUCUCUAUUUAUAUUAGACUUGUGUUGUAGAGAAAAAGAUUCUUUUGUUAACCUUUGCCUUAAGUGCAGUAAUGGAACCUUAAGUGUGUGAAA